AUGAUCCGUCCGAGCCAUCCACCUGCGGCCUCCCUCGUCUCCGGUCUUAUUGACUCUGUCUUGACACCGGGACCAGGCGAGGGAGGAGGAGAGAGUGUAGGUAGAUGCAGCGCAAGUCUACUGGCACUAUAAACCCCUGCGCAAGUCACCGUCCCUGCCCCCACGGCUGCUGCAGCUGUGGGGCACACGGUGGACAUCGUCGAAAUCGACGGUCGAACUGUCGUAUGGUGUGGUAGUACGCCUAGAUGUGGGUCCGGCCGUGCCAGCCGCCUACGGUCUUCUUGACUCUGUCCUGACACUGGGUCCAGAUGGGGAGUUGAGAAGAGAGAGUGCGGUGGAUGCUGCGAAAGUCAACUAUCAAUAUAAACCAAUUCAUGUGCGAGUUACCGUACCUGCUACACCUCUCUGUGUAGCACACGGUGGACAUCGUCGAAAUAGAUGGUCGAACUGUCGAGCAGAAAUCGUGUUUAGAGUUGCACCAAAUCAAAAAUCGCUAAAGUAGUGUUAACAUCCAUAAGUCUUCUAUUGGGCAUGGUGCAGCAGUAUGCGAUUGCUCUGUCCGGUCUGUCCAUCUCUACGGGUCCGGUCUGUCCUUCUUUACGGUGGUGAAUGCUGGGCUUUGCGCGUGGAGGAUGAGCGAAAACUGGAGGUAUUUGACCACCACUGCUUGAGGAUCAUCCUUCGAGUGAAGUUCACCGACUUCGUCUCAAAUGAGACAGUCCGCGCUCGCUGCGACAACAUCGCAAGGAUAACCCAGGUCAUCCAAGAAAGAAGACGGGGGUGGUUUGGGCAUGUGCUUCGUCGUCCACCUCAGGAGCUCAGUGUUACUGCCCUCGAUCCGGCACCGUUGUCCCAUUGGAGGCGUCGAAGAGGGGGUCAGUUCAAACCCCGGCUCGACACAGUUCGUCAAGACAUGGAGGUGGUUCUUGGAUCUUCGGUAUUCGGUCUACGUCGUUGCCGAAGGGAAUGGGUUGAGUUGUGCAGAUCCGUUGCCGCGGAUCGUCACGCGUGGAGAGGUACAGUUCGUGACAUCAUCGAGGCCGGCUAGAUCAGGCAUGAUCGCAGCCGUAUCAAAUACAAAUAUGCGAUUGCUCUUAAAUUAGAUCCUAGCAAGCGAGGUGUGCGUAUCAUAGUUUGCAGGGAAAAUUCCCACGUGCAUAUUAUUUUGAUGAUAAGGCAAGAUCGGGAUGACCAGAGCAGGCUCGUGUCUGCGUCUGUCACAACACCCUGGUUUCCCUGCAUCAAGAGGUCAUUUGUCAUGCACAAAUGUCCAGUGGUUGCGAUUAGACAUAAGCCACACCCCUCCGGUUUCAGAUGCCGCCGAUGGACUGAAUGCAGGUUCAUGUAGCCCCCAAGACAGAGGACGGGGUGGAAGGAUCACUUCGCACAGUUAGGCAUUCGACCCGACCGUCAAUUCACCAGACUGACCGACGUUCACAGUUCGACCGUCCUAAGCGACAAAGUCCGUUACUGCUCUACAAUGGGCACCCAAGGGGGAAUUAUACGAAAUGCGUAUGUAGUGGAACAGACUGACCCAACGUCUACGCGGCUCCUUAUUCCAAAACCUGCCGUGCUUCGGUGGCAAGACAAAGUCAAGGAGAGUGAAGAUGGGGCAUACACGCGGUGGUCGACAAACUUUAAUACGUAGUCUACGCUUGCUACGCACGGGCCUGGCCUUUAAGUAAGGGCGACUCUUGGAUUGGAUCACAGCAAAAGGCAACCCGUCCAGCUUAAGUUUCAGUCGUCGGUUGACAGUCCUCAGGACAGUCCGUUGUCCGAGUCAGUCAGUGCUGAGAUUGGGUGCAGGAGCUGGCGUGAAGGGAAAACCACACCUAGGCGCACCACCGCACCCCCAUGAGCGGCAGUAGUUAUGUGAUAUGUGAAUCCUGCGUUGCCCGAUUAGCGCGCACUGUGAGCAAAUCAGGUCCUCGACCUUGGUGGAUACACGACAGUCCGAUCAUCCUGAUAAACGAUAUCCACCGGGUGUUCCACAACACGGUGGUAACUGUAACUUGGUGAUAUUAGACUUGCGCAGCAUCUACCACACCCUCUUCCCUUCCCUCACCGUAGUGGCUGGCAACGCGAAAACCUGCAUCCUCUGGUUCACCAUUUUUACUUAGGAGAGACGACUCGGAUCCAACUUGCGUGGCGUGAAUCUGCAACUGGCUGUCCUGCCACUCCGAUUGUUGGUAUUUGUUAUAAGUACGCAUUCCCGAUAACUCCUGCCGGACCCCAAUCUAGUUCCUUUGUUGUUCCAGAACACCAAUCGCAUGGGCCGUCUUAGGAGGGAUGGCCACGGAUGUAAUCAACUGCAGUUUCCGGUAACAGUCGGUAGAUGGCACCCAAAAUAUCCGCCUAACCAAAGCAGUCUGUCUUACGGGAGAGGUUGUAAUGGGGUUUUUAUGGGUGGUGGCUGGUCGGGAUGUACGAUACUAGCCGACGGAAAGCCUUAUUUAAACAGGUGAAUGAUCGAAGUUGACCCGCUGUCCGUUCUGUUAUUACAAAAUGUGUCGCCAUAGGCAGUAUAAUGGUAACGGACGAGUGGAAGGCGUAUAAUUGUCUUCUCUCAGAAGGUUAUCUACAUUUCUCUGUUAACCACUCAAAGAACUUCAAGGACCCUACCACCGGACGGCACACCAAUGACAUUGAGGCAUACUGGAUUAGACUAAAAGGGAAACUCGACGAGGGAGGCCCUGUAUGUGGUCGAGCUGCGUGGGCUCGCAUAGAUGAAGUACAGUAUCGUCUUUGGUUUGGUCUCAAAGACAAGUCUAUGACAGAUGCUUGGGAACUGUUCCUAUCCCAUGUUGUGCAGACUUAGUCUAUUUAAAAGUGAUUUUGUUUUGUAAUAAACUGCCAAAAUGCGAAUAUAUGCCGUAUAUUCAGGUGUGCGUGUAUAACGAUGGGGAAGGUUGGGUAACAGCGACCAUCGUCCAUGUAACCUCCUGCGAUGUUCGUUCGGCCAGCCCAUGUUAGGCCGUUGCGGAAAGUCCAAGUAGUGCGUGAAAGUAGGCCUGCAACUGAUGAUAUAGCCUGAAGGCGUUUGAGUCCACUGUUAAAGGUAUUAUUUCUAGGUAGCGGAUUUUUUGGGUACCAUCUCCCGUUUGUUACCCAUUCCCUCCCCCCCCCCCCGGGGGGAGGGGGGGAUACAUAUCACACCCCUGCCGAGGGUAGUUUGUGCACGCACAGGAGAAAUUCAUGCUGUGUUUUGCGCUGUCCAUGUUCGACCCUAAUGCCCGAAGUCGGCCGUCUCUCAUAUCCUCAUUGUCUGCCCCCCACUCUUUCAGCAGCUGAAAUGCUCUCCUCGCCGGUUGACGACGUCAAGGCCUGGUUGGAGGCGCAGGCGGUCGUGGUGCCCGAGGGCUGGGUGGAGGGCUGCACUGAUUGGCUGCAGGAGGAACACGGGGCCAGCGUCUGUGCCAGUCGCCCCACCAGCUGGUGGCGUGAGGCCGUAUUCGAGCAGUGGCUGCACACCGACCUCAGUCAACUCCUCUGUCCCAUCCUCCCCUCCGCGUCUGACGGUCAGACAGACACAGAUGCCUUUACUCUCGAAGGAGAGUUGUGCCUUCAGGUAACUGCCGAUUUUGUGGUGCCUCGCAAAUUACCGGAGGUCCGGUCCGCUGGUACGUCAGGAAACACCGAUUUGCAUGCCCCAUGAACUUUACUCAACCCUUCUACAGUUGCGCAUUAGCUCUUGAAUGGCCUUCGCAUUGCUUGUAGGCUAACUUCUUCAUAAUUCUUGUGUUAGCGACGGACCUUGUGAGCCUGGUAAUAUUCCGGGCACAUUUAGACAGGCAGGUGUGUCCUGUAAAAGACCGUUAGUUAUCUUAAAAAAUUUAGUCAAGUCCUUAGUUAGUGAAGUUAAAAGAACAAAAGUGCUCUUUCUCUCUUCCAUGCCCAAUAAAUUGCUUACUUUUAUGCAAACAAGACCUACUACAUGACUCCUUUAAAAACCAUAAUACGAGUUAAAAGAGACAGUUCUACUGAAUGGAAGCGAGUAUGCGGAUCCCGGGUUUUUGUUGUGAAGAAGAUGAACAAACGAUUUCUCGGACAUUAGGUGUAUUAGUCAGAGCUUUCAGUCUCGUACAGGAGGUCAUCGCCAGAGACUGUGAGAAUGCGGCAUCAAAUGAGCAAUUUUUGUAGUCAAGUCAUGAAGUGGGGGGGGGAUAUGAGUGCAGAGGGUGGUAUUCGCGAUAAGCCGAGUACCACGCCGUCUUACGGCGGCGUGACUGCGUGCACCCUCGGCUGGAAAUUGGGUCUCGCCUCUUGGCCGCUGGAACGGAGCGCGUGAAAGCAGGGGGGAGGAUAUGUCAGCGUGUCUGUUGAUAGAGUUGGUGUCAGACACCCAGUCCUACUGCUGAUCCGCGCUACUAUCCGCGUACUCGCGAAGUGGAAUUCGUGGCCUUCCUCCAGGUUGCGAGUAGUGACCCGAGACAACGGGUCGCCUCUCCGGACCGCCCGUUGACGCUCCGUUAUUCGGGAGCUAAGUCGCUGUCCAGUCUGUCCUGUGUACAGUGCGUGACCUAUCUCAUGAAAUGUUGGCUGAAAUGUGGAAAUGCGUUUUCGACUAGGAAGGAUUACUUGGUCGCCGUUGUAAUAUUGAUUAGCUUGUGGCAUACUCUUAUAACAUUUUGGACUCGACAGGAUGUCGGCUUUUAAAUGCACUUCUUCUCAAUCUCCUGUAGAAAGCGUGCUCGGUAAAAAAUGACUACUUGAGUAGCAUUCAUUUUUCCCAUUGAUUUUCGAUGGUCUUGGAAAUUCAAAUACAUUUUAUAGAAACCACACACAAAAAUAAGCUUUCUUCUUGUCAAUCAAUAGAGGAUCACGUCUUCCUUAUAUUUUGUACUUAAGGAAGGAGUAUAAUUAGGUUUUAAAAAAGUUUUCUAAUUGCCGAAAAAUUCGGAGCCUGAUCAUUCGUUGAAUUAGCGCUUAGUGAUUACACUCUACAAGGUGCAUGCGUUCCGCGUAAAGAAAAUCCCAUAUUUUUCUAUGUCAUUAAAGAGAUAUCAUACAGAGUCCAUAAAAUUUUGCAAUGGAUGCGGACCAUGUUGUAUAUUUCGUGAGGUGCAGUGGUAAACGGCCAGGUACGAUGCUAUGUGAAUGGACAUAUCGUGGUCUUAAAAAGUGUCAUAAUUAGAGACUUUUUAAAACCUAGUUAUACUCCUUCCUUAAGUACAAAAUAUAAAGAAGACGUGAUUCUCUAUUGACUGACUAAAGAAAAGCACAUUUUCGUUUGUGUUUUCUAUAACAUAUAUUUGAAUUUCCAAGACCAUCGAAAAUCAAUGGGAAAAAUUCAUGCUACUUAAGUAGUCAUUUUUUACCAAGCACGCUUUCUACAGGAGAUUGAAAAGAAGUGCAUUUUAAAGCCGACAUCCUGUCGAGUCCAAAAUGUUAUAAGAUUUGGUGUCAGACACACAGGCCUCCAACAGCUCUCGCCCUGUCUUAUUGCUGGCCCGCGCUACCAUCUGCGUGCUCGCGAAGUUGAAUUUUUUGCCUUCCCCCAGGGUGUGAGUGACAACCUGAGACAACGGGCCGCCUGUACUGUCCAUUGAGUUGGCUUUGCCAAGGUUUGUGAGCAAACCAUGACCCUCGCCGCCCCCUGGUAUGCGCUGGCAGUUCUCCAGUACCUGGUUUCUCUGGCGGUAGAUGCGCUUGCGCUCCCGCUGGGUAUACAGGUCGUGUGCAUGGCAGCCCAGUCGUUCACGUCUUUUAUCUGUCUCGAAACCGGAUCCAGGUGGAGAGAAGGUGAUCGCGCGGUAGAUGCUGCGCAAGUCUACUCUCAAUACAAACUAACUCAUGCGCAAGUUGCUUCACCUCGCUGUGGAGCACACGAUGGACAUCGUCGGAUGUGACGGUCGAGAUAUCACCAGUUUGCUUUCAGUGGACUUGACGCAGGGGGUCGGGUUGUGUGCCGACAAAUUGGCGUUAUUUUAAGGUGUCUUUAAAGCCCUGUGAUGGAAUGUUUGGUCGGAAUGGGGAAUAUGGACUCCCUCCAGCACCACGGGUGGUCUUGCGCUAAAUUGCAGACUGGUAAAAAUUAUCGUGCUCUGAGGCUAGGCUUAACCCUAACUCUGCAAUCAGCCCCAACCCUAACCCGCCCCUCUGAAAUUUAACGCAAGACUACCUCUGAUAAGAAGGAUCCAUAUUCUCGAAGCUUCUGGCUUCGGAAGCCUGCUUGCCUUUCUGUUUUGAUUGGCUGUCUCAUCACUGCCAGGGCAGUGCGACUGCUCUUGGCUUUAAAUGCCACCUUGAAGCCUACCGGCAGCCUUUUUCUGUCGUGUGUGUUAAAUUUCUCAACAUGAACAAAGAGGCGAGUUGCAGGAAGCAGUCGCGAAGAAGGAGCCAUGAUCACUGGAACAAGAGCUUUAUUAGCCCGACGUUUCGGAUUCCCACCCGAAUCCAUUAUCAGAGACUCAGUCAGAUAAGGUUAGCGGAUUGUCCAGGCGUUAGGGUAUUGAUAGGAUGUAGUUGCUAGGCCACUGCAUGCCUAUCCUAAUUGGCAGCCCCCGAGUUCAUCAUGGCUCGAUUGGCCAGGUGUUGAAUUAUGCAGUUGCCAUGCGGUUGCUAUGUUCCUGCGUGCCUGUCAAAAUUAUCGACUCCCACGCUAAUCGCACUCAGUAGAGUUGCUAUCUGCCGGGGUUUCGUCGCCUGUGUGGGCUGUUGAGCGAUUUGGCUCGUUGACAUUGACACCAGGAGCAGUGGUUAUCCACACGCCAGAUCAGAAGGUUGCGUGUUCGGAUCACGUCGGGGUCACCAAUGACGUAAGUGGUAAUGUUCCCAUAACUAACGAGCCCCUAGCCUUUAAGGCAGCAAGUAAAACUGAGUAGCGAAUAAUAUAUAGAUUCUGAAUGUUAAGUAACCCGACAACAGAGCUCGACAGCAAAGUAGGCCAGCAUUGCGGGUUGUACAGGUGUGCUGUUUUUCGUCACAUUCAAACAAGCAAUCCGGUCAAAGAAAAUGGGACUAAAUUGUCAAAGGUAAAUUAGUCCGGUACCCCACCACACACUCUCCGCGUGGCAAAGUACUUUGCCCAGGUAACGUCUCAGCACCGGACGAGGAGGUCGUUGGUUGAUUGAGAGCCGAAAAAUCAAAGUCUCCAACAGUUCGCGGCUCACGCGGUUGUCGUAUUUAGCGAGAAUUUCGGCUUCAGCAGUUGAGUGUGUAGCUGGGUCCCCUCGAAUGAGCCCCGACUUGAGAGCUGACGUCGGUUUCCCUUCACUGCCGCUACGUGCUCGACCAUCCGCCUCCGGAGUAGUUUUCUAGUUUCUUCAACAUAGUUGCUUUGCCCAAAAGUGCGUUUUUAUCGCAGUUCUUGAUGACCCAGCAGUAUGCGACCUAACUAGUGAGACGUGAUGACGAAAAGUGAUGUCCAGCGUAAACCGUGGGAAACUGGUUGCGAACAGAAGUGUUGUUUUUAGAACAUCAGACGUUUAGUCGACUUUUAAAAGCCAUCUUUGUAAAUCUGUAUUAUUUCCUGCCUUAAAGAGCAGUAAAAACGCGUACAGGCAAUCCUUUGUUUAAGCGUGUUCUUGCUGUCUUGCUUUUUUGCCUAUCCUACACGAGUAACCGCCAAAAUUGCCAUAAGCGAAUGGCUAUUUUUCAUCCAGAACAUAUGGAAAGAUAUGUUUUAUGUGCGGUCUACUUCCUUCUUACACGUCAUCUUGAAAUGGGAGGGGGCGAAACAUUAACAGUUUGAGCCAUGUAUCAUUAUUAUUUAUGGGCACUCUUCUGUUCAUUGUUAAUCGUGGGAUGGAGUCUGAAAGUAGGCAAAAGUAGCGAAACUAGCUGCAGUAUGAGCAUAAGAGUAGACUCUUUUGUCUGUCGCAGUGAAAUUAUCAGUACUUUUCAGGAAGGUGAAAAACACGGCCAAAAUGCGCAUUUCGUUCUUGGCUUUAUCGUGUGAAAAGGUAAAGUACGUGGACACCCGUCAGCGUAAUUCAAUAUAAAAGCACUUUUAAAAUAGGUAGCUUGUUACAGGGAUUUUCGCCAACCGAUGUAAAGCCUAUUUGUCACUGACUUUUGUUUUGGACUUUCAUUCUUUCCGAUAAUGAUGUUUUUAUGUUUGUAUGAGUCUUAAAGUGUGCCCAAAACAGCCAUCUACAUGAAAAAGAACGCCCAAGCACUCAGUUCUUUGGUAAAUGCUCUUAAGAAAUAUCUCUUUUUGAAGGUUUUGAUGAACGCAUAGCGCAGAACCUAUCUUUAUGAGCAAUUUUUGGAAACACUGAACAUUGUGAAGUGUUCACUGACACGGGGAACUUCAGUGGACUUCACUGUUACCAAAACCCACACGUGAAUUUGACGGGAAAAAGUGUCCCCUUAAUUUACGCGAAAUGGUGCGCUUGCGACUGUAUCUUCCAAUUCUAUUUAGAUUUAAAAGUCACCGGCCGGCCUGUCAAUAUGUUUUAUUUUUGUGACGUCUAUGUCAGCGACAUCAAACGAACUUCUCUUUGCUCUAAUGAACCGCGCCCUGUUCAAAAACGGAAAAUUGCAUCGAUUUUGCCCAAGAAGAGCGUAGAACACAUGACUAGACACUGCGCACUUGACUCUCGGCCAGACUUUGACUGAUUUUGCAGGAUAUUUAAUGAAAUUGUAGGGCAGAAAUAUUUUUUUAAAUGCCACUGUACUUAUACCGUUUGGGUUAGUCAGCUAUUUCCGUGGAAAAUCAUUAGGUUCUCCCUAGAUUUCAGCCCACAUGCGUGACUCCAAGUUUUGUGUCUUCGACAUUUCUGAUUUUCUCAAGAAACCUGUCCUUUCUAACCGGCAAAAUAGUACUCUUCGCAUUUAUUUUGAAGUUUCACUUAACUGGAGGUCGUUUAUUAUUAGUAUGAUGUUUUAGUGGAUGCCGUCGGACUAUUUUCUGAUUGGCCAGUGAUUUUUCGUUAAUAUGAAUUAUUUUAAUGAGUUGGGUAUGUGCUAAAUCUGUGCUAAAUCUGUUUAUUAAACCUAUUGCGGAUAAAUUACUAUCCUUUAAAUGAAAAACUCGGUCAGAUGAGUAACCGGACUCUAGGACAUGUAUUAACAUAGGAAAUUGCACGAAUAUACUCCAACGUCCAUUUUCGCUAAAAUUUACUGCUAUUUUACUUUAUAUAAUUUACUUAAACACAAAUUCUGCCCAAGAAAAGAACAUCAUAUUGAAGAAAGUGGAUGAGCGAACAAAAUGCGCAACGCCCAGAAAUUCUCGCACCAGUUUCCGUUAUCAGAUUUCAUGAGAUAGGUCACGUACUGUGAAAAUGCACAAACUUUAUAAAAAAAAAUAAAUAAAUCACUAUGCCUUCCAGAUUCCAAAGUGUGUUUCGUACACCGCAAAAUCUUGCUAAAAUGACGAAACACAUACUGAAAUUAAAUGGCGGAGUUAUCUGCAAGAAUACCGUCCAACAGUUGGAUUGAACUGAUUAAGUCAUUCUAAAAGGGCGCUCUCUUAUAACCACAUUUUCAAGCGGGGAUAACCUUCUGCACCAUUUUGUUUCAUAUGGAUGGCUUAGUUUGCAUACCCUUAUAUUAGUAUGCUUUGCACACAGUCAACACGAAUUACUCAGUGAGCAUAAGAUAUGCAGAAAGUUUGUGGCGUUACUUGAACUAUCGAGAAUCAAAGGAAGGUGAAACUGGUUAGAUCAGGUAGUUUGCAGGUGACAUAUCCAGCCAUUGAUUUGCCUCCCUGAAAAUCGUCAGCCACUGUUGUUAUGCAUUUAUUGCUUUCACUCAAACCCAGUUCACAAUCUUAAGUCUCUGCUUCCUUGUUCACCUCCAUUCCAGUCAGUUUUGGUCCACGCUCAUCUAAUCGGUAAAAAAGAUCCUACUUACAACUUUUUAGUGGUACUUCAAACUCAAAGUUUCGACGGUCGUUUAGGAUUAAGGUUCAAUCCAAAGUGUGCCAGGAUUCUUGACUACAUUCUUUUGCCGCAUUCCCUAGAAUCAUUAAAAGUCGACCCCAGCUCACUGAGUCCGGUUUCGUCAUAUACUUACCCUGAGCAAAAGUUCAAACGACCGAAUGAGUGUUUUUCCUAUUUUCGAUGUUUAGCUAGUUACCCAAUUUUGUCUUUAAAGCAAUUUUGUCUAAGGGAAGGUUAUUUACUAAAAACCGGAGUAUUUCGCAAUUCCUAGGCUUCUCAAUUACUGGGUGUCGUCUUAUAUGCUCAACAGGAUUUCCGUCAGAAUGGUGUCUCUGUCCUCGGUAUCUUUCAACAUCAUCUCUUUCCGCGUUGCACGGCCGACGAUUAAUUUUAUUCUUCAGCACUUCUAAUAACCAUGAGGGGAACGCCCACCAAUAUAUCCUGAUUUUAAGAUUCUGUUGGCGCUAGAAGUGACUGCACAAUAACAACCAAUCGGUAGUCAUGUGGUAUUGCUGACAAAGACAACACAGUUGACCGUGAAUUCGAGGACAAGAAGAGUGGUUCCGUCUGUCGUGAAGUCAGGAUCGAUGGGCGUAAGCUACUUUACUCUGACUUUAACUAUUCUUAAUUGCAGACAGCAAUACCUGAGUCCGUAACCCCGAGGUAUGGCGUCUGGCUUAGUGAUCAAAAUCCCGGUCUGAUGACGAUAAUUAACUCCGGGACAGGCCAUUUGAUCGUCCUCUCGCUCCGGGAGAAUCGGAAAAGGAACAAAAUGAACCACUGUUGACUUUUGAAAUCUUUGUUAUCUGUGGCUCAAGGCGCAGCACGUUGACGCGUCUUAAUUUUCAUGAAGCGCACUCUUAACUCAGAUUAGCAAAAGUAAGAGAUCCGAGUUAAUAAUCUGAGGAAAAUGAUGUGCUCACCGGAUCGAGGGACUUGUUUGGCUGACGUUUCGAAGAACUGGGACGGCUCUCCACUAUCAAAGCCUCUAGUGCAAACUCGAUCAGAAUUUUGAAUAGACAGCCGAAUUAGUUGACCUUGGGUUGAUCAUCGCCGUUUGAUGCAACCCAAAGACAUAUUGCCAUCCACUGAAAACUCAGCAGUUGUCUAUCAAAUACGUCGUAACGAUGGAGACUGCAACUACGUGGGGAAAACCGGACGGAGAUUGCAGACCCGCCUACAUGAGCACAAACUAGCAACUCGGAGACUAGAAAGCUUGCGGCUCACAUCGGGGAAACUGGUCACAGUUUUGAUUUUUAAGGAGCAGCCGUCUAAGGCAUGGGCACUUCAAGGACAGAGCGUCUCACACUUGAGGCUUGGCACUCAGAUGCCAACUCAAUCAAAAGGCAUCUUGAACUUCCUUCAACCUAUUAAGUCCUAUGUCACUACAUACGCCGUGGCAAAGACAAGACAGUCAUACGGAGCCUAAAACUAUCGAGAAAGCACGGCCUGUCGACCAAUUCACCCAAAAGGGAACACCAACGCAAGUAACCCCAAUUGAGGUGACGACACACAAUACAGGAGGCAACCAACACUCACAAGCGACGGCCAGUAGGCCAAGGCAGCGAAGGGAGAAAAAAAUCGAUCAGCACAAGGCCAACUAAUCCAGCUGUCUAUUCAAAAUUCUGGUUGAUUUUUCACUAGACGCUUUGAUAAUGGAGAGCCGCCCCAGCUCUUCGAAACGUCAGCCAAACAAGUCCCUCGAUCCGAUGAGCACUUCAUUUUCCUCAGCACUCCCGACUGUUACCUCGGCGGGCUAACUGGUACGUUGACGCAUAUCCCAUACAUCAAUGUGUUUUCACCUGACCGACUGCCGGACCUUUGUGCAUUUGUGCCAUCCUUUUAAUGAGGGGUGAAAUUUGUAACCUAACCUGCCAAAAAUUGAAAACUGACCGACAGACAAUGUAGGAGUUGAUUUCGGAAAUGUCUGUCCAUGUUAUCAGUCCCAUACAUCCCUGAGACUUGAUCCCCACUUCUUUGGCAAUUAAACUAACAGUUCGGCACCACCUCUACAGUCACUGUUGAAUUUAACUCGGGCUGUCACUCGAACUUAAUUUCCCUUUCGUCACCCUGGGUUUUUACACCGCUUGAUCGAGGGAAGCGUAAUUUUUGGAUGCCCACUUUAUUGUGCUUCAUGGUGUCGGGGCGUGCAUACUCUGUCGUAUCUCCGUUAAUUGCCUUCUGUCCAAUGAUCUAGGUGAGCGGUUUUAUCAACAUUGGCGAAUCCUAUUAUGGUCAGCUACGGCGUAUCGACGGAGACCUGAGUACCGAUCUUCCUGACUUGGAAAGGCAUAAUCCAGACUUCGACGAUGACAACGUUUCCCAGUAUCCUGCGUCACAGAUGUCCUCGACCGGGCGGAGGGGAGCAACCGGUUGGUUUGCAAACCGCUUAUUUUAAAUGUGUAUAAUAGCACUACUUGCACCUGUUAAGUAGAUCAUGUGUAUACGUUUACCGUAGGAGCGGGUGCCUCGGCUCAAACCUUGGCCGUCCUCCUCACGGACGGUGUGACGACAAUAAAGGCAAUCGAGCUUGGGAUGCCCCGAAGACCUGUGGGCAACAUCGACCCUGGGGCCAAAUUUGCGCCCGGAAGGAAGGUACGCCUGCGAGGUCCGCUCAAUAUUCGAAAGGGUGUCCUUAUAUUGCCCAGUGGAUCCUUCUCAGCGCACAACGUCCCAGAAUCCCACUUCUAUGUUCUUGGUGGUGAGGUGAGUGGUUAUUUUGUGAAUGUGAAGGGAGAAAUCUAAAAGUUCAUGAGAAGGCAAUUUUUUAUGCUGAGAAGCUCUCUAAUCUCUGGGGCACUCCCCAGGCGUUCUGCAUUCACGAUUGAAUUUAAAGCUCCUUGUAAUCGAGGAAUUGUUAGACACGGGAAGAGUUUGUUCCAGUUGUUAAACCCACAACUGUGAUACGUUUUCAGGACUGUUGAAAUAUCUGGUUAGAUUUUGACGAGGAGGAAAAAGGGCCUUACUUUCACAUAAUCUGGAUCUUCAGCCAUAGCACUUCUUCAAAAAGUGUUUCGAUGAGUAAUCAAAGUCUCGGGCGAGAAGGGAGAUGGGUAAGUUGUUUGAACUGCUCGGUAGCGAGGUAAACUGUAGUGUUUUUCUGUUUCAGCCUAAAGGCGCGUCAAAAGUUGACGGGGUGUGGUUGAAGCUGUCGUCGUUACGCGGACGUUUGGAGACGUGGCGAUAGUCUCGACGAGUAGAUGGACGGACUAUGCAACCAUUAGAUCUGAAAGAGCACUAGGAACCUUGAAAAGUGCGAUCAGCAAAGGGACUGACUGUUACAGGAUGCAGUCCCACUGUGAUAUCGACUCAAAAGGAAUAAGAAACACCGAUAGCAGAAGAGAUCACACGAACGCUACAGUUGUUUUUCGACAUUGCCUUCCUUUGUUUAUUAUAGAGCAGACACAUUUUAGUGGAGCAACAAUGCAUGCGAGAGGAGUUAUCCGUUGAAAAUUUGUCGAACUGAACAUAUGAGCACCGAAAAACAACGCAGAAGUUCAACAUUGGUGUCGUUUAAGGGGACCGGGAGCCGUUAGAAGAAUGGUGGGACUUCUUGUGGAUGUCAUCGAAGCUCUCGGCAUUGAGAAGUUGUCGUAGCCUAUAAACAAGUCACAGUCUCAAUGCCGUCUUCUCGGACAUUCGAUUAACGAUGGAGGAGGUAGAAAACAAGCAGCUGGCCUUUCCGGAUGUCCUCGUUUGCCGCAAGGAUUGUAGUAGCCUAACAACCAAAGUGUUCAGUAAAGCUACAAAUACGACGUAAGUACUGAACUUCAACGGAACCACCUGAUUGGUCACGAACGCACUUGCAUAAGGGCGCUAUACCAGCGCGUCAAGACGCAUUGGAGUGAAACGGAAGAUAGAAUUGCUAAGUUAAAAUGUUUUCGACGGAUACCGAGAGCUGGUGGCUACCCGCGCAACUUUUUCAACCAGUGCAUGUGCAAACGACACUAUGGACCAAAUCCAGCCCGCCAUUCAUUAUGUGAAGAACGUCUCUGAAGCCGUCAGCCGCCUUCUCACCCGACUUGGAGUUGGGGUAGCACGCAGGCCGGAAGCAACCAUCAGGCACUAGGUCAUGAGGCCGGAAGAUUGAAGUCGAUGUGUGGGUGUUGAGCAGAAUCGAUUGCUCGGUCUCCAUGCUGGGAUGUAACGACGUUGGAGACUGCCGUCCUUUUGAAUAGGAUACCAGGGAUCAGAAGACGAAGAUGCGACCACUGGAACGUGAAAUUUAUUGGCCUGACGUUUCGGAUUCCCACUUGAACCCAUCAUCAGAGGCAGUCGCAGAUAAGGUUAAUGAUGGCGCAAGGAGUGCAGUAUUUAUAGCACGUGUCUGCCGUGGGACCAUAUGCGCACUGUACUUAACAGUUCUCGUAAUCACCACCGGGGUCGUAAUUGAUGCGAUGGUGGCUUGUCAGCCCGCGUCCGAGUCGUUAAUUGCCGCGAUUUCGUCAUCCAUGUUGGAUGCUGGUGUGACAGUUGCUCGGCAAAUUUGCCCACUGUGAUUGGUAUAAUUGCUCGCCCGCGUCCUCCCCACGUGGCUGAUUCCCCUGCCCAGGGAAAAUCUCAACACGGAAUACGGUACCGGGAGGCCAUUGCGCUUGUUGAUGGAUUGCGGGCCUGAGAACCAUAACUCGAGCAGCUCGCGGCUCACGCAAUUGUCACCCCUUGUGAGGAUUCCGGUCUCUUGAAACUUGAAAACAUGGCCGGGUCCCGUCGAGUGUGCCGCCACCUGAGAGCUCACGUCUCCCCGCCUCACUGCUGCUGCGUGCUCGGCAGUUCGCGUUCGCAGUAAUCUUCCGGUUUCUCCGACAUAACUGCUUUGUCGGCAACUGCACCGGAUCCGUUAAACGACUCCAGACGUUUCCUGAUGCGGCAAUGGGCCAUUCAGCCUCAAGGAUGGUCUCCCGGGCACAUUCGUCGCAAAAGCAGGGCCUUCAGCAUGAGGUGAAGAAAUGUCAGAUGGAGUGGGCUGACACCCUUUAAAGCAUCGCAGUUGUCGGGACGAGAAUAUUUCUCUUGGUAACCUCGAACUUGUCAGCGGACUACGGAAAUACCCGACCGCUAAGGUCACACCGAGGUAGUUUUCGUACACAGAAUAUCGUGCGAAACAGUCUUGAAGGUAGGACUCAAGCGAUGCUCAUUCGCGCACAGAGUAGGCUUUUUCUAAGUCUCUGAAAGCAGAGCAGACCGUCGGAGUAACAGCGUCUGGGUUGCAAAACAUAUCAUCAUUCACCAUUAUUCUACAAUAAUUCAGUUACCUCGGGAUGCCGACUUUCCAACGAACAAGUGCAUCGAAAAUCAGUGAGAAAAAUGCAUGCCACAGAAGUAGUCAUUUUUUACAGAGUAUAAUUUUGCGUGCAGUAGGAAAGAAGUUCGUUCGAAAGUCGGCAUCCUGAGGUAACUGAAUUAUUGUAGAAUAGUACUGCUUGGUGGUUAGUUUUACAACACUACUUACUUAAUCUUUUUAAAACGAAUAGAUAUUUCGGAAUUUCGGUUGACAUUUCAUGAUUUAGCCCACCUACUGUAGGUUUGGGAGAGUAGAAUAGGUACUUCGGAGUUUUUUGUCGUCAAGAAGACCCAACUAAAACCCGGCAUCUUGUCCUGUAUUAAGUAACUUGGGAGCGUAUUGGCAGUGGCAGCAGGAUCGGUAUUAGAAGUAAUAGUAACAGCAGUAGUAACAUCGGUAGUAGUAGUAGUAGUAGUAGUAGUAGUAGUCAUAGUAGUAGUAGUAGUAGUAGUAGUAGUAGUAGUAGUAUCACCAAUGUCAAUGGCGAUUGUAACGACGGCGGUAGUAUUACUAGCAGUGACAGUAAUAGCAGUAGGCGUACCGGCGUUAGUGAGAGUACUAAAAGUCGUCGCAAUAGCAAUAGCAAUAGUAGUAGUAGUAGUAGUAGUAGUAGCUGUAGGCGUGAAAGUAGCAGUGCCAGUAGUAUUGGCAGUAGUAGUAGUAGUAGUAGUUGUUGUUGUAGUAGUAGUAGUAAUGCUAACAGUGACAGUAGUAAUAGUUGUUGUUCUUGUAGUCUGGUACGGCAGAUGCUGCCCAAGUCCGCCUCACUAUAAACCAAUCCACACCUGAGCCACCGUCCUGCUCUCCUUCCGCAGGGCAUUUGGCGGGUGUCAUCGUUCGCGACUGUCAGACUCUCAGUAGCGAACCCUCACCUGUAUAGACCAUCCAACUUGAAAGCAUAUUCAACCAUUUCAGUCAGUAUUUCGGAGGUCUCGACGCGCACGCUAUUUCAGCCCCUUGCUUCUGUCUCCCCUCCGCUACCCCCCCUUUCUCUCUGUAUGCGACAGGUGGAAGAACUCUCUUCUGAUCCACUGGUCACCGCCACCGAGCUUCUGCGGAGCCAGCUGAUGCAGAAGUUGGGUCUGCCGCAAGAUCGCGAACCGCCCGACUGGUUCCCUGGUCGCAAGCGAGCGGUUUCUGCGUCUAUGCCUACCAACCCAGCUCCAACCUCCGUACCUCCGUCUGCUGGCAGAUGUCAACCACAGCCGCAGCAUCCCCCGGAGGUUGCAACGGCAGUUCAGCCGCAAGCUGACUUCGACGACGAUGCCCUCUUUGCCACCGUGAUGGAGGAGUUGGAGACUGCUCUGCCCGCUGCCAUCGAGCAGCCCACCAACGCUGGUAAGCCUCAAUCUCCCCCUCCCUGUGUGUUUUUUGUUUGCCUAGUGGACAGGACAGCCGUUUCACCUGAUGGGAGCAGCCGGUGUACUUCUCCAACGCCGUGGGUUUGUUAUGGAUAAUGGGUUAACCGUGUCAUGAUGCCUGAGCAGCCGAUGCGCCCGCCGUGUUUAGUCGUCUCGGUCUGAUCCCGCUGUAACGUCUGGACGUUAAGGAUACUCAGCGCCGCCGUUCGAUCACUUCGGGGUCACCAAUAUGUAGUUUCUAAUCGGUGAGAGUACUCGGAGCACCAUGAUAAUCAGGCCAAGUCCUGAGUUGUAGAGGAAAACAAAAGGCACCAGAAUAAGGGAAUUAUUGUCCACAGAACUCCGAGUUGCCCGUUCAGGUGGCAGUAGCCGCGGGCGAGACCACGGCAUGUGCUGAAUGCGUGAGUCAAGUGGAGGCAGCUGCUUUGAUGGGUUUGGGGAGCAUGCUCAAAUGUCGUCCAAUUGGUGUGGAUUGCAUUUGACAUCAUUUCUGAAAAAAGGAACCUCGUUUCAGCAAAUGUCUGAAAAUCAUUUUAAUAUGGCUACUGACUGUAUCUAAGUAGCUGGUUUCCCUUCGUGAUACAUUUUUACUCGCGACUCUACUCAAACCCGCAUGCAAAGCUGCGACUGUGUGGACGCACGUGUGUCCGCGCUGUAGUCGGACGAGCAAUUGCAGGUCAACGCGCCGGGGACCGUUAGCUGCGAAGGAUGAAUGGCCCUGAACAAGAAUAAUGGCUGUCGACAACGCUACCACCGAAAUAUGCUCUAUAGGGCGACCCAGCCCCAACUACAAGGGGACCUACUAGUUGAACUACGUCGCCCCCCCCCCCCCAAAGAGCAAUCUAAUGAAUAUGCCCGCGUUGGUUAUAACGAACGAGCUACCAUGACCGGGUCCUGAAGCGAAAUGAUCGGAAAUCACUCCAUCCUCCGAGAGUCGCGGCAAAUGUUUCGAACACACAGUACAGUGUGAUUUUCGGUUAGAUCACAAUUGACAGCCAGGAAUGGUGAAGCAGACGGCGGGGUCCCUGUCGUACGGGAAUGGUGGGAAAGGGGUUAUAUGGGUGGGGUAAAUGGAAGGGUGGCAAAGAAAUGCUGGAGAUUCUGGGAAAAAGUAAAGUUACUGGAGAAAGUGUUGGAAAAUUUUGAGAAGGUGGAAUAAUGGCAGAAGUUUAAACCCCAACCUUAACUCAAAACCCAACCAUUACCGCAAUCGUAAAACCUAACCAUAAGCCACAAAACAGAAACGUAACCGAAAGCCUAAAAACCGAAGCUAACCCAAACCCUACCCACAACCAUAAACCUAACCCUGACCUUAACCAUGACCCUAAAACUAACCUUAACACCAACCGUAAUCAUAAACGUAAUCCUAACCCUAACCUUAGUUCUAACCCUAGCCUUAAUCCUAGUCUUAACCCUAACCCUAACCUUAACCGUAACCCUAAGGGGAACCCCAGCGGGAACCUACACCGUAACCCUAACACUGAAAUCUGACCCUGAAACGCAAACCCUUAUCCUAAAACUUAAUCUACGCCUAACCCUAACCCUCACUAAACCCAACAGCCUGACCGAAACGGGCGACCUGCCUAACUCGGUAAGAGCCCACCUACUGAUAACAAGUUCUCUAAACAAGAUAAGCACACAUUCUGAUAACAAGUAAGUACGUCGCGUGCGCGAGAACCCCUCCGGAGGAAAAGUCUCAAAUGUUCGACCAGUUAUUGAUUGGACCACACGCAUGAGCGAAGCCACCACACACGUGCUUGGUGCUGCAGUACACGCCGGUUGGCUGUCUAACCUCACGCGUGUAUCACGUCGCCGGCUUGGCUCUCUGUUCAGCGCGCGCGGUCGAGUCUCCCUUGCGCCUUUGGCUGUGACUCCACGCCGCCUGUGCCCUCCAUGACGGUAGCCAAGCCGAAAAAUCGUUUUUUUAUUAUAGAAACCUUCGGUUAGAUCGCAAUUGACAGCCAGGAAUGGGGAGGCAGAUGGCGGGGCCCCUGUCUUACGGGAAUAGUGGGAAAGGGGGUUAUAUGGGUGGGGUAAGUGGAAGUGUUGCUGGACGAAUGCUGGGGUUUAGUGGAAAAAUAAAUUAAACGAAAAAAGUGUUGGGAAGUUUCAGUAAGCUAGGGUAAUGGCAGAAAUUGAUAAAAAUCCCUUGGAAAACAGCAGGGCUUGCGGAAAAUGGAAGAGGUAGAUAGUGAUAGGAUAACCCUAACCUUAACCCUAAACUUAACCUUAACCCUAACUCUAACCUUAACCCUUACCUUAACCGUUAACUAUUAAUUGUUAACCGGUAACCCUAACCCUGAAGCUGAAUCCCCACCAAAAAGCCAAACCAUAAUUGUAAACCUAAACCCUAACCCUAACACUGAAGCCGGACUCUAUAACGCAAAUCCUAAUCCUGAAACGUAACCUACGCCUAACCGUAACCCUCGUUAAACCCAACAGCCUGAUCGAAACGGCCGACCUACCUCACACAGUAGAAGCACACCUACUGAUAACCAAUUCCGUAGGCAAGGCAAGCACACACUACUGAUAACAAGUAAGUACGUCGGCAGUAUCAACGUACAGCGCCUGGCUACCAACUGCGAUCUUUCGUGACCUUCGAACACAUCUUCAGCUUCUUUCACGGAACUACGUAUGCGUGCUGCGGACUGUUUUUCGUUCUGUCAUUAACGCAAGCAUCAAGUAUAUUGCUAAAAUUGCAGUCUUUAAUCCCUUGUCGCUUUCUGUACCUCGUACUUUGACUUUUAUUCGCACAUACCAUUUGCCUAGCGAAAUCUGCGAUGAGCGCGAAACUCGAAGAGCGUGAACUUGAGGACGAGGUGGAUGCCGAUGUGCUGGAGUCUGCCCUGCAGGAAAUUGACUUUUCACCACACUUCUUGGGUCCCACUGCUGCCCUCGCAGCUGCCUCGACAGACCCUGGACCCUCGAAACCCUAUCCUCCGCCUCGGACAGAGCAAGCAUCCCCCGCGGGCACGAAAAUCGCAGGCUCCUCAACGGCAUGUCCGUCAGUCGUCAGCGGGGGCUAUUCGAUGAACCAACGCGCAGUACCACCGAGAAUUCAUCGUGCUGAGCCACUCUCGGUUGCUACUAAAAGACCCGUCAGCGGUGGCGGUGGCAGCAUCCUUAGCUUCCUCACACGUCGCAGCGAUGCGCCGACUUCGGAGGCAGCGUCUUCGUCCUCCUCCGCCGCCGCCGCUGCCGCCGCAACUGAUUCUACCGCAGCCACCGCCUUGUCGCCAUCGCCAGAUGUCGGCAGCCGCUUUCAUCCUUUUUGUUACCUGCAGGUAAGUGUUGUUGUUGUUGUUGUUGUUGUUGUUGUUGUUGUUGGUGGUGGUGGUGGUGGUGGUGGUGGUCGUCGGUGGUGGUGGUGUUGGUGGUGGUGGUGGUGGUCGGUGGUAGUGGUGUUGGUGGUGGUGGUGGUGUUGAUGUACCCCUAAAAUGGGCCACUCAGUAAAUGUGUUGAACCAACAGAGGGACUGGAUCGAAAUCCAGCAGGCGUUGGAAAUGCACACCCGUCAGAUGUGGUGGCAGGACCAGUUUCCGCGAAUUGGAAUCAUGUCGCCCUCCAUUCACUAUUUUUUGUUGUGGUAUAAAAUCCUUGUCGGUAUACGUUGUGGACAGGGGUGGGUUAACUCAUGAAAUCUCGACCGAAAUGCUUUAUCCUUUCGAAAAGAUUAAUUAAGUAGGGUUGUAACACUGGUCAACCUGCAACAUAAUUCUGCAAUAAUUCAGUUGCCUCAGGAUGUCGGCAUUUGACUGAACUUCCUUCCGGCUGCAUGUAUAAACUACACUCUGUAAAAAAAUGCCUACUUACAUAGCAUGAAUUUUUCUCAUUAAUUUUCGGUGCCACUAAAUAUCCAAUUAUAUUUCAUGGAAAACAUGCAUAAAAAUAUUCAUUCUUUUACUCAUUCCGUAGAAAAUUACGCCAUUUCACGGUAUUUAAAAGUCCCACAAUUAGAAACCUUUUUAGAACCGAAUUAUACCCUUCCUUCGAGUAUAAAAUUGGAAGAAGAGGUAAUAAUAUUGUAGGCUGACUAGCUUUACAACCCUAGUUAAUUAAUAUUUUUGGAACGAAAACGCAUUUCGGAAUUUCGGUUGACAUUUCAUGAGUUAGCCCACUUACUGCACGUUGUGGCCGGGGGGGGGGGGGAUAUGGUGGCACACCUAGGUGCGGGUCCACGCAGUGCCAACCGCCUGCGCCCUCUCCCGUCCCCGGUCUUCUUGACUUGGUCAUGACACCGGGCCAAGGUGGGGCAGGAGGAGGAGAGAGAGCGCGGUAGGCUCUGCGCAAGUCUGCUAUCACUAUAAGCUGAUUCACGUGCAAAACGCCAUCCCUGUUCUCCGCACACGGUGGACACCGCCGGCAACGAUGGUUGAGCGGUCCUUGGCGUUGAUAACGAUGAAGAUGACAUUUUGGGUCGGAUAAAUUGCAUGUUACAGCACUGUUGACCCCCAGUAAGUCCAACGAAUGUAUGCGGUCAUUCGCUGACCGUCCAAAAAGUCGGUUAAGCCGCCUCUUGCCGUACAGUGGCUGCGUGAGAGGGAGCUUCCUUUAGUUUCUCCAUUUGAAGCUGGAAGUCCAUUACCUCGCACGCACACCAGUCAAGGCAGCCAGGAUUUUGUCUUAUGAUAGAAAAUGCCCCAUUUACUAGUGGUCUACGUUCGCCGUGUCAAAAUGUGGUUGCGGCCCGUAACAUUCUACACUGGUACAGAAUUUGUCGUUUCAAAAGCUGCAAAUACUCAGUAAUGUGACCCAAGAGCAUACUUACUACGCGCCUAGUCGUUACUAUAUCCCGUUACACCAUACGUAACCUGUUGUCGGUUCGGGGUAGGUCGUAAUCGAGCGCUCUCUAUCUUCCCGCUGCCACUGCCUAACAGCAGUCCAUGGCGUCUCGGUUACCAUUUUCUUUGGCGACUGGACUCGCUCAGACUGAACCUGACCCAGCACGCACGAUCGUAAUCCCCGGCAUGUGGGUGAUCAGUUAGGGACCCCCGUGGGAUUCAUGACAAUAUAAUUGACUCUGUCUCUUGGGACGCGCAGGACAUGCGCCCAAUGGUCGACGCGGCUGUGCCUGGAGCCUGAGAUAGCUAUUUAUAAAACUAAUCAGAUGCAUGUAUAUGUAUAUGUGUAGGCACUAUAUAUAUAUAUGUAUAUAUAGGUACUAACUAAAAGCCCAGACACGUGUUUCGUCGAUAUUCUGUCGCUGCGUGACACAACUGCGAGGGGUUCGGCUCUUCAGUGGGACCCCCAGCGUUCUCUAUGCGGUUUCUGACAUAUGAACUCAGUGGCAGAAUGUCGACGAAAGACGUGUCUGGGCUUUUAGUUAGUACCUAUGUCGAGAGUACUGUAUAAUAGUGCGGUGUACACAUUUCAUACUACUCCUAGUACUACUUGUUUGUGGAAUGGUCAUUACGUGGUUAUUCCACGCUAGUCGAUUGGUUCCGACUCAAAUAUGCAUUGAAAUUUCGGUUCUGACCCAAAAAGUCGUGUCCCGGUGACUUAGCUCCGUGUCUUGCACUGAGUAAUUACUGAAACUAUUCACUUGGUAUAUAUAUGUUUUAGAAAGCAAUAAGUCCUUUGGGAAAUGCAACAAACUUUAUUCCGUGAAUUUUCGACACUGGUUCCUCAGGUCGUCUUCAUACUUAUAGCAAAUAUGCAAAACAGUCAACAUUUUAAGUGCCGAGAAAAUCGAUACUGCCUUUUAAUUCCUGCCGGCAGUUCAGGGCCUUGGUUGACGCAUCGUGUUGAUUGGCUGUGGUCUUUUCCAUCUUUCCCCGAGGUUAUUGUAAACGGCGUCUGGUUCAAUGUGCCGGUUAGUGCAUGAAUAUGCCUUCCAAAAAUCACGGCCAGAAAGACAGAUACCAACAAUUCGAGUUUUGUCCCAGGCAAGUUUGUAACCAUUUUCCAAUGUGCGCGUGGCAACUUGAGGCAAAUUGUCUCGCCUCCUCACGGCUAGUUGGUGUUCGUGUAUGCGUGUAGAGGCCGGCUUAGGGAACCAGUGUCUAAAAUUUGCGGAAUGAAGUUUUUUUGCAUUUCCCAGAAGACCUAUUACUUUCUAAUCAAACUCCUUGGGAUGGUCAUCCUUCUAUACACCUGACAACGACCUGGGCAACCAGCGUCGAACACUUAUGAAAUAAAGUUUGUUUGAUUUCGCAAAGGACUUAUUUUUCUUUGAAAUACAUGUAUAUACAUCGCGAAUGAUAGCAAAUACGCAUGGCCCAGGUAAUUGAAUAGAAGAAGACGAGAAAGUGAUCGCUGGGGCGUUUCGAACUGUCACUCGAGCCUAUCGUCAAGGCAUGAAAAAACUUUACAAUUCAUCGUAUAUUUAGCGCACCUCUGCCAGGGGUGACUUCUAUCUGCGCUGCUGAUUUUUUCAUGCAAUGCUGGAUAGGCGAUUGGCAGAUCGAUAUAUCGAUUGAUUAAGUCCUCAGUUGAGUGCCACACUUCUUGCGCAGGUGCGCAGCUCGGUCGUCUGGCUGGCCAAAUAUUCUCACGCACUCUAAGCCGAAAUUGUGCCCUGGCGAAGAGACGUGGGCGCCUACCAAUGAGAGUAUCUUUCCGUGUCACAGCCGACUCAUGUUUGUGCAAUGUCGUGUAAACCUGUUUGCCGGUUUCACCAGCGUAACUGACCCGACCACAGUUGCAGUCUUUCCGGCAAAUGACCCCUGAUUGAUGAUGGAGAUUGGGGAAUUUGCGCAACAUCUGAAGUCGAUCUUCCCAGAUAUCCAGUUCAUGAUGGAAGAAGAGAACGAUUGCCAGCUGCCCUUUCUCGACGUAUUGGUUCAGAGAAAAGACGAUGACGAACUAAAAACAACGGUUUACCUCUCGUAGUCCGAGUUGUCUCAGCAACCACCCCCUUUCGCACAAAAGCAGCUGUGCAGGAACACUAUCGGCGUGAAGAAGCCUGUUGCACCAAACCAGCCGACAAAACGUCCGAGGCCCAGCUCCUGUGGAAACGCUUCGUAACUAAUGGCUUCCCUGAGAACUUUAUCCAAAUGUGCAGGCGAGAAACCCCGGGAAGAAAAGCGAAGGGGCAGCCGAAACCGAAGUGCUGGCGCGCAAUGCUGUACAUAGCUGGUGUGUGAGAAGAAUUUCUCUAGACUGGUGAACGAAUUUAGGAUUAACGUCGUUCACAGAUCUGAAGCAGCAAUCCGCCGGCAACUCAGUGUUAUGUUGGUGAAACCGACAGUCAGGUUCACACGAGAUCGCACAAGCCUGCAUUGGCUGUUAGACGGAAAGUUAAACUGGCCUUGGUAUCCGCCCACGCCUCCAAGUAACGCGUAUGGUACCACCACUGCGCCCCCUCUGAAGUGCUCCAGCCACAGACCAUUAUCAUAUCUUGUUGAUGGGGCCCCAUUUUUAUGAAUUCUAAAAACUUCUAUGCUUAUAUCACUCCUUCUCUGAGCAACAGGCGCGGCCAUUUAUAUGCCUCCUUGUACAGCGGGUCUGAGUGCUUGCCAGUAAGUGUAGUAGGAUCGAGGACCGCUUUGCUUUAUCCGCAGCGUUGCCUAUCUGUUCUUGAGUGCGCUUUCAAACCAACCAAUCCGCACAAAGCUACAGUAACCAAUGAGAAUGCCACUCUCUCUCUCUCUUUGUAGGAUCUAUACCAUGAGGUGGUUGGUAAGCCGCAGGCCGCCGAAGCGGUCGCCUUGAAGCCGCGGAAACGACUGCGCGGUGUGUACACUGUGCGUGCUCUAUUGAUGGGCCUGCAGUCCCGAUUGACUCACAACAACGGCGAACGCUGGUCUCUGAGCGUACGCAUCUCCGAUGGCAGUGCCUCCCUCGACGCCGAGGUGGAGGACGAACUGCUACGCAGACUUAUCGGAGUUUCUGCGGUGGAGGCGAAGGCGAUGCAUCAGCUCGGUCGACAGGGUUAUGAGGUACCUCCCUCCCCCCCUACCCCCGCGACCUCGCAUACAGUAGGUGGGCUAACUCAUGAAAUGUUAAUCGAAAUUCCGAAAUGCAUUUUCGUUUCGAAAAGAUUAAUUAAGUAGGGUUUUAAAACUAAUCGGCCUGCAGCGUAACUCUAUAAUAAUUCGGUUAUCUCAGGAUGCCGGCUUUCUAACAAACUUCCGUCCGACUGCAUGCAAAAACUACAUUCUGUAAAAAAUGACUACUUAAGUAGCAUGAUUUUUUCCCACUGAUUUUCGAUGCCCCUAGAAGUCCAAUUAUAUUUCAUGGAAAACAUGCAUAAAAAUAUUCAUUCUUUCGCUAAUUCAAUAGAUAAUUACGUCCUAUUCCAAUCUUAUACUCGAGGGAAGGGUAUAAUUCGGUUUUCUAAAGCUUUCCCAAUUCUCGAAUAAUUUUGAAGCCGCUCUACUGUUACACUUGGAUUCGGGGUUUCCAAACUACAAGCCGUAUAUUUUCCGCGUACGGAAAGCUACACAUCUCUCUUGCAGUAAUAAAGGGGGACCAUAUAGGGUUCAUAAAAUUUAGCAGUGGAUUUGAUCCAUUUUGUUAACUUUACGAGCCACAUUGGUAAAUGCAGAGAAAUGACGAUUUAUGAACGGCCAUUUGACGGUAUUUAAAAGUCCCACAAUUAGAAACUGUUUAAAACCGAAGUAUGUUCCUCCUUCGAGUAUAAAAUUAAAAGAAGACGUAAUUUUCUACCGAAUGAGCAAAAGAAUGAAUAUUUCUAUGCAUGUUUUCCAUAAAAAUGUUAUUGGGCCUCUAGGGGCAUCGAAAAUCAAUGAAAAGAAUCCAUGCUACUUAAGUAGUCAUAUUUUACAGAGUGUUGUUUUUGCAUGCAGCGGGAAGGAAGUUAAUCCAAAAGCCGGCAUCCUGAGGUAACUGAAAUAUUAUAGAUUUAUGUUGCAGGCUGAUUAGUUUUACAACCCUGCCUAAUGAAUCUUUUCGAAACGAAAACGCAUUUCGGAAUUUCGGUUGACGUUUCAUGAGUUAGCCCGCCUACUGUACUCUUUGCCGUUUUUUCUAACGUCCAGUUCGUCUUGUCAUUGUUGGGCCAUUCUGAAAUAAUUCAGAGCGGAUUUAGUAAGGGCACCUCGCUCAUCCGGUCACGGGACCGUUGCGGUUUUUUCCUCCCACACUUGACACAUUCCACUUGCUCAUGCCGCAAUACUUAGACCUUAUCUUGAGUGAACCCGUCUGCCUGCCUUCUGUAGUUCAGUACGGAAUUGGGUUAAUGGACUCCAUUGGGUUUUAGCCUCGAGACCCUCCUCGCUGUCGACCAGCCGGCUGUCGUGGCAGCCGGGAAAGGUCUUGUGCCACGUAGGUCUUCUGGCUAGAGGAAACCAAUAAUGCAGAAUCUCUGACAGUCGUCGGGUCCUUCAUCUUCCUGCUCCUCGACGUUAUGGGUCAUGCUGUUUGCGUUAGAAGGAGCCGACCUAGCCGACCCUCUCGCAAGCCGCAAACACGCCGCCUCAUCGAUUCGCCCAUUUUGGCGUGCGCGUGGCGAUAUCGCGCUGACCACUGCCAGGAUUGGAAGGGCGCCCAGCCACUCAGAUGAGUCAGAAAUCUAGGCGACUUACUACCAGCUCAAGGGCAUGAUGUGAUUGGCUCAAUUCCUGGCCGGCCUUGGACUUCUCCGUGUGUACCUUUUAUCGCCAGAUUUUCGCUGUUAGGACUCAUCAGUAAACUUUGUCUUAUUUUAUCCUCGCUGUUGAGUUCUCAUUUGGGGAUUCGGCCGGAACAUGACGAUAUGUACCACCUAGGUCUUAUGACUCACAGCUCACUGUCAAAACUCGGUGCAUGAACUCACAAUCGCACCGAACACUCCUGACCUUUGACGAGCAUUGGGUGAAGGAUUUCUGACCAAUCUCUGUGCGUGUGCCGUCAACUAGAAACACAGGUCAUGUGGUGUAGAAUAGAAUACUCUAAAGGAGAGGGUGGGUCCUAGGAUAGAGGUCUGAGGAAGCAGACGAGUUAACCGGUACAAAUUUAUUUUUUUAUCUAGUGUUCAGGGUCGUUUGGACUGCGUACACGUACCGACGGGCACAGAAGCAUCCCAUCUUACAGUGCUUUACCGAGCUCAUGAAAUGUGUCGAAAUUUACGAAUGAUUGCCAAUCACUCGCAAACCGACACCAUUUCAUGAGUCCAAUGUCUAUGUUCAUGAAGUUCAAGUCUGAAAGAAUUAAAAACGUAAAAGAAAUAUUAAAGGCAGUGUUGCGUUGUUUUUAAAUGCCGAUUUUUUUUUAAAAAAGCGCACUAUCCCGAAAACGUUAGAAAUGGCUCUAAUUUAGUAAAGUUCCUUUUUAGAUGUACAGAAUGUAUUCUCAUGCCGCAAACGUAGUAAAUAUGAAAGUACAAAUGAAAUAACGUUUAAUAAUAGUGUUUCACUGAUCUUUACAUCUAACUAUCCUUUAAGAAUUUGUGUAAUUUCAUACAUGGCGGUUUUUCAACUGUCCACAUUCUGAGUGUAGAUUCAAAAACAGUUUUCCACGGAUUCGUGGUAUUCUUGACUCGUUUGAAGUAAAUUAGAUGACGUUCAACAAGAGAAGCUGGAUUUUGCCUGAUUUUACCGAUGGGGACCUUGUAGGAACAAAGGUUUUCAUAAGGUGACAUGCUGUCAGGUCGAUCGGUGCCUAAUAAAUUUAGAUAGAACUGACAGGCGUGAUCGUAAGCAUAAAAUUUUGUGUUUAUGGAGAGAAAUUAAAUUAACUUAUAAUUAGUCAAUCAAUAGUAAUUAAUUAACUUAAUUAAUUCACACUUCCUGCGUUUUGGAUUACCUUGAGUUUCAAAUCGGCCUUCAACUGUUGCUGAAUACUUCAUGUUUUCAGUGUUUUCGCCCGAUCGUCCAUAAGGACAGAUUCUAAAUUACCUGUCCCUUAAUAACUUUAAAAUAAGAUUAUUCUUAAAGGCAUUUACUCAAUUAGUGAGUGUUCCGCGCCCCUUUUUACGGAGAUAGUCGUUUGGGUCACAUGUGAAGACUCAUUCAAACAUCAAGUUUCAUUGUCUAGAAAAAUGGCUGUCCACAACGAAUUUCAGCAACUAAUAUGCCUUUGAUAAAUACGAAAACUUUUAAAAAAGUGCUUUAUUACUGCACUCCGUUGGCGCAUCUCUGUGUACUUUGCACUUUUGCACUGUGAGGCUAAGUAAAAAUUUGAAACUUUUGGCCGUUUAUUUCACGUUCCUAAACAAUACUAGUAUUCUUCUACCGUAAACGUAAGAACAUGCCUAUACAUUGAGGCCAUUUUCACUGUUUUCGCUCGCUUUUGGACCCCGUUCUUCGAUUUUGAAUGCACGACAGAGCGCCCAAUUAAAUAUGAUACUUUUCUGAAACUAUUAAUGUUUUGCUCGUUCUACUUCUGAAUAAGGUAUACAUAGCAACUAAACUACACGACAAGUAGUGUUUCAAAUGUGUCAAAUGCGAUGAUGACGCAGAGAAGUUGCAGUCGAACAUCAACAAACUCUGUGCUUGGUCGAACAGAUGGCUUUUGAAGUUUAACGUGUCCAAAUGCGUGGUCUUGCACCUGAACACCGGCCGCAAUGCCUCUCCCAAACACCAGUACUAUAUUGACGGGACGAAGUUAGAAACUGUGGAACGACACAGAGAUCCGGGUGUAUGGACGACCACAAAUCUAUCGCCAUCAGAACACUGUAGAAAGAUGGUCGAGAAGGCAACUAGUACUCUACACUGGAUCAGACGUGCAUUGAAAAUAUUUCCUCCCGAACUUCUCGAAAGACUCUUUGGUGUCUUUGUAAGACCUCAUCUAGAGUAUGGAAUGCCAGCAGCUUCACCAUGGAUGAGGAAGGAUAUCAACUUACUCGAACAGGUGCAACGCAGAGCGACAAAGAUGGUCGACGGUCAAGAGCAUUUGUCUUAUCAGGAGAGGCUGAAUUUGCUUGGCCUAUUCCCUCUCUCUUAUAGACAAAUAAACUGCAGUCUACUCUGGACGUUCCGGAUUGUUCGCGGCCAGGGUUGCUCAUUAAGAGCAGAGGACUUCUUUGAGUUCGCCCGUACAAACCAACUACGCGGCCAUGCAUACAAAGUCGGGAAUGAGCGCACGCGUUUAGACCGACGAAAAUUUUUUCAUUCAGCCAGCGGGUUGUCAGGCCGUGGAACUCGCUUCCAAGCGAGAUGGUGACGGCUGAUGCAGUUUGUGUGUUUAAAAGAAGACUUGCUAGUCUAGUUUUCGACAGAAAUAAACUUGUACAGCAUGACUAUGCACAGCCAGUUUUGUAAAAUCUGUCAUAUACAAUCUUCCGCACUAAUUUACAGUGACCCCAUGCACUACAUUAUGAUUACAAUUGAACUGUGACCCAAUCACAUUUUAAAUGCCUACAAUUUAAUUCUAUUUUUGGGUAUGAAUCUGCGAAAGCACUGUACAUAAAUAGGGUCAUCAAGGGCUCUGCCUGUAACCCUUCAAUAUACAUACAUACACAUAUGUAUACAUACAUACAUAUGGUAAAGGUAUUAUACCGUACUCCCGACCUAGAUACUUGCUAAAAGCCCAGACACGUGUUUCGCCGAUAUUCUGCCGCUGUGUGACACAGCUGCGAGGGGUUCGGCUCUUCAGUGGGACCCCCAGCGUUCUCUAGCGGUUUCUGGUAUAUGAACUCCAGAGAAUAAUCAGGUGAAUAAUUUCGGAAAUUAAUCAGUGCAGAACUUGGAGUUAAAUCUCCGGGACAUGACUUUUUAGGGUCAGAACCGAAAUUUCAAUGAACAUUUGAGUCGAAGACAAUCAACUACUGUGGAAUAACCACGUAAUGCCCAUUCUACAAACAAGUAGUACUACGAGUAGUAUGAAUUUCAUAUGGUAAAGGUAUUAUACCGUAUUAUGUUCAAAAGUGAAAAUGACCAUUCGGUGGUUGUCAUUUAUGUGACAUCAGGUAGAAUUUUCCAAACGGCAAAACAACUUCAGCACAUUUAAACGAAUGAUUCUUUAUAUGCGUUAUUAAUGCACUUUAGGGCCUAAAAUCGCACAGAUCUGCUAAUUCGACGUCUAGGAACCGAUUAAACCUCUGGUUUUCUUUAAAUAACCUUUGCGUUUGCAAGUUGGUUACCACGGUUAGCAUCGGACAUAAAAUAAAUUUUCACGUCCGGCUAAAUAUGUUUAUUAAAACUCUCGCGGGUAAAUUACUAUCCUUUCAAUGAAAAAGUAGCAUAGGAAAUUGCACAAAUAUAUUCCAACGUCCAUUUUCGCCAAAAAUUACGGAUAUUUUACUUGAUAUUUUACUUGAUAUAAACAAUUCCUGUGCAAGAAAAAGACAUUUCACUGAAGGAAGUGGAUGAGCGAACAAGAUGCGCAACGUUAAAGACGUCCAGAAAUUCUCACAUCAGUUUACGUUAUCAGAGAUAGGUCGCGUACAGUACGUUAGUGCGCGUGUCGGUUAGCGUGAACAUCGACCGCAUCGUCCGCUCAACGAGGCUCCCAUCAAUUUCUAAAAGUGCGUGUCGGACCGCGUAUACACUAUAACAACAUCAGCAGACCAUGCGUGCCCUCAGGCCAUGCCAAUCUGGAAAUUUGAUCUUCAUCUCUGAAAAACCCUUUUUCAUGCGAGAGAUCUUGGCUCUCACAAGACGUUCGGAAGUAUCUGGGCCGCUGGGUGUGCUUCGCAAGCAGACCAGCACGUAGUUCGAUGGCCUCAUAAAUUCAAAUAUAUUUUAUAGAAAACAAGCACAACAGUAGGUCUUCUUUUACUCGGUUGGUAGAUAAUCACGUUUUCUUCACACUUUAUAUCGGAAGAAGGAGUAUAUUUAGGGUUUAAGGAAGUUUACAACCAUGAGAAUCUUUAGGACCGUCCGAAAUCCAUUCAUACAUCAGCGUAACUGUCCGUUUGACAAUGCUUUUCAUGAUAUGUACAGCAUAGCCCGCAUCCAUUGAUAAAUUUCAUGAACUCUAUAUGUUAUCUUUUUGGAGACACGGAGAAAUAUUUGAUUUUCCCUACGUGGAAAACAUGCACCUUGUAGAUUUACGUCGCUAAACGCUAGUGUAAAGGCUGAUAAGGCUGAAAAUUAUCCAAGGAUCGGGAAACUUUUUCUAAACCUAAAUAUACACUUUUUCGGGCAUAAAAUGCAAACAAGACGUGAUUUACUAUCGAAAGAGUAAACAAAAGCAUAUUUUUCUGCAGGUUGUCUAUAAAAUACUUUUGAAUUUAUAAGACCAUCGAACAUGCACGCUACAUAAGUAGUCAUUUUGUACCGAGUGUGGUUUCCGUAGUAGUUCAAAAAGGUGUUUAUGCAAAAGCCGACAUCCUAGCGAGUCCGAAAUACAAUAGGAUUAUGCCACAUGAUAAUACAUAUUACAACCCCACCUACGUAAUCCUUUCUAAUCGAAAACGCACUUCGGAAUAUCGGUCAACAUUGCGUGAGAUCGGUCACCCACUGCAUUUGUGGUUCAGAAAGUUUUCUACUGAAGGUGAAUGCACUUCAAAUCUGUUUUAUAGUAGAAAUUAGGCCACAUUAAACACAAUCAACAGUUUCCAAAUAACCAAGUAAUUUCUUACGUCUUUUUCUAUCACAUGCCUGAGCCUCCUCCUUUUGUGUGUUAUGUUAUAAAGGAACAUUAUUAGAAGCGAGCCGAUUUUCGAGUACAUCCCUAUUUGGAAGCGGAAAGUGGGAUUUAACACCUAUAAAAAUCAGUGGAAUUCGGGUCUACGAAAUCGCAUUGUUUGCAAGAACGAGAGAGCAAAGUUAGACUUAAAUACUAUUUUACGAAAUGGUUGUGCGAAUGGACAAAUACGCUGGAUAUAGACACCCUGACCACGUUACUCGCGUCAGCCCGCGAAGACUACUGCCCCUGUGCCUUUCGCGAUAACCCGGCGACAUGUGUGCGUUCCAGUCCUCGACAAUUGGGCGUAGAUGUGUAGCCUUUUUCGCUGCUGGAUCCGAAAGGUCACCAGACGAAUAAGAUUCCUCCUCCUCCGGCGAUCGUGUCGCUUUCCUCUCAACUGCCGCCUUGGGCUCACAUUUUUCGCAUGCGUCAACUUUCACGGACGCCAGCCAUGGGCAUUUUGAGAGCCAGUCGCCAUUACCUUGUUACUGACUGGGGAACAGAACUGCCAGCAUGGUGUUCACAGUACCGAAGCAACUUUACUGGUGCGAUGCGAGUCAACCACCACCUCUCAAAAUGCCCUAUGGCUGAUGGCUGCCGAACAAGCUAUUGGAGUAUUGUUGCAAAGAAACGAUCAACGGAUUUGUCUGUACGAUUAGAGCCCCUCUGUGGACCAGUCAUCUGACUGGGCUCUUCUCAUCGCGAUGGCGGCCUAGAUGACAAAAUAUGUGAUAAAUUACUGCCCUAAACGCAUAUUUCUUCAGUCCCUUAUCUUGACGUACUGUAGGUGGGCUAACUCACGAAAUGUCAACAGAAAUUCCGAAUUGCGUUUCCGUUUCGAAAAGAUUAAUUAGGUAGGGUUAUGAAACAAAUCAUCGUGCAUCAUAAUUAUAUGAUAAUUCAGUUACCCCAGGACGCCUUUUAGCUACAUCCAAAAACCAUACUCCGUAAAAAAUACUACUUAAGUUGCAUGCAUUUUUUCAUUGAUUUUCGAUGCCCUUAAAGAUUUGAUUAUAUUUCAUGGAAAACAUUUACAAAAAUAUUUAUUCUAUCGCUCAUUCAGUAGAGAAUUACUUCUUAUUCUCAUUUUACACUCGAAGGAAGGGUAUUAUUUGGUUUUAUAAAAGUUUCUAAUUGUGAGAUUUGUUAAUACCGUCAAAUGGCCCUUCAUAAAUUGUCAUGUCUCUUCAUUUACCAAUGUGGUUUGUAAAGUUAACAAUGUGGCUCAAAUCCACUGCUUAAUUUUAAUGAGCCCUACAUGGUCCCCCUUUACUACCAUAGCUUGUAGUUUGGGAACCCUGAAUGCAAGCGUAACGGCACCUAGUUGAAACUCGAGACGCCAACCUCAUUUGUGUGAGACCCUACUGCGUGUUUGCGGUAGCCGGGUCGUGCGUGUGGCCCGCGCAGACGGGCUGUCUUUAGCCCUGUCGGUCAACUCUUCCUAUCAUAACACCAGUUGAUUGACUGGCUCAGACAGUCGACCGGCACACGGAAAGGAGAAAUAAGACUGAGGUCAACUCGUUGAAUGAGCUGCAACUUGAGAGCUGGCGUCAUUUCUCCGCACCGUUGCAGCCUGUUCGGCCACUCGCGUUAGGAGCUGUCUUCCGGUUUCUCCGAGGUAGUUGCUUUGUCCGCAACUGUACCACAUCCGAUAGACGACUCCAGACGUUCCUUGCCGUGGCAGCGGGUCAUUCGGUUUCAUCACCAGACACCCGAUAGUUGGCUCCGGUCUGUCUGCAAUUUCAACGCCAAAUGGUGCGAGGCGGCCGACGGCUUCCGAAACGUUCUUGACAUAUGGAAGCACUCGCCAAAAUUUGGUGUCUGUGAGGUUAGGCCCUUCGUCCCUUUUGCGUAUGCACCGGUUGAGGAAGUUGCGCGGGCAGCCAUUGGCUAUGAAGACCCGUCGGAUGUAUUAUAAUUCGGCAAUAUUCUCUACCGGAAGACCCAUCAGGCGUCAGGUUAUGAAAGCGAAAGACCCACUGCCAUGGCUAGAAACGUCUGGAGUCGUUUAUCGGAUCUGGUGCAGUUGCGGACAAAGCAACUACGUCGGGGAAACCAGAAGACAGCUCCGAACGAGAGUGGCCGAACACGCUGCAGCAGAGAAAUGACACCAGUUCUCAAGUUGGGCUCAUUCGACGAGAUCCGGCCACACUUUCAAAUUCGUCGAGGCCCAAAUUCUCGCAAGAAAUAAGGUCAACUCUCAGCGCAUAUUCCUCACUAUAAACAACCUAACGCGCUUGAGCCUAACACGGUCCGUUUAAAUCCGUGGCUUUGAAGGUUACCAACUGACGAUUCAACGUAGCCCUCGAGGUCAGCCCAGUGUGUAGUUGGGCAUAGUGGCCGACUUGCUGACUUCCUAAUGUAGCCUUCAUAGUACUCCGAGCCGCCCUCCAUAUCUGAUGUUCUGAUCGAUUAUUUGUAGAGCAGGGGGUGUUGCGACACGCCUAGGUACGGAUUCAUGCCACGCCAGCCAUUUGCACCCUAUCUCCUCUGGUGUUAUUAACUCUGUUAUGACACAGCGCACAGCCGGAAGUGGAGGAAGAGAGAGUGCAGUAGACGCAGCGCAAGUCCGCGCAAGCUACCGUCCCUGCGGCCACUCUGCCGUGGGGCGCACGGUAGACAUAGUCAGAAUCGGUGGUAGAAGCGUGGUCAUGUGUGAUGUCGUUUUUCACUGCGGAAGAGUGGGAAAACCAAUGGUGUGUGCAAAGGACGGGGGAGGGUGUUCAUUCACCCCGUCAGCAUGAUCAAGGUAAGGAGGAGUCGGCAGGAUCCUAAGCGUCGUGGGAAGGCGGUCAGGUGAGGUCGGCUGGAUAAGGCAGGGACGGGGGGGGUGGGUGGGUGGAGUGCGAAACCGGGGGUAGGUGAGUUGGUGAACACGGCUCGUCAGCUGUUAUGACACGCCGUCCCUCCUUACGGUUGGCAAUGCGCACAGGGGGGGGGCGUUUCCCAACGUUCCGAAAGGGAGCGUUUCGUACCGAAAGGACAAUAGCCCCUGGAGGUAUGACGAUCGCUCCGCUGUCAGGUGCUUGCGUUGUCACUGCAGAUCCAGUCGGUUUCUCAGCCGCCCUCUCCCCCAGUACAUCUCUUUGACGUUCAUUUGGUGGCCGGUGGUCAUAAUUAGUGGUUGGGAAUUCUGUCACACCUCAUAUGGCGUUGGGUUUUUCUUAACUUUUCCCAAUAAUUAAUCCAGCAAGUCAGUCUACAUCUUAAAGGGUAGGGAGGUUCAACCGUGUGUGGUGGGUCCAUAGUCCCCUGCUCAACCUCAUAAUUUAAUUAUUGGCGUCUUCACGCCGCCCCACUUCUUCCUGCAGUCUUGGCACUACUACUACUACUACUACUACUACUACUACUACUACUACUACUAACGCUGGUACUAAUACAACCACUUCCACCACCACUUCUGCUGCAAAUACCACAACUGCAACUACUACUGAUUCUACUACCAUUAAUACCACUGCCACCGCUACUACCGCCACCAAUACGAUCACGAUCACCACUGAUGUUACUAUUACUACUGCUGCUGCUGCUGCUGCUACUGCUGCUGCUGCUUUUACCACCACUGCAACUACUGCCGAUAUCACCACUACUACGACUAUUUUACUACCACUACUACUACUGUUACUGCCGCUGCUUCUACCACUGCUGCUACUACUACCACCACCACCACCACUGCUACUACUAUUACUGCUCCUACUGUUGCUACUACUACUACCACCGCUACGACUGCCAUCACUUCUACUACUACUACUACUACUACUACUACUACUACUACUACUACUACUAAUACUACUACUACUACUACCACUACUAAUACUACUACUAUUUUACUACCAAUACUACAACCACUGCCACUAGUACUAAUACAACCACCAACACCACAACUGCAACUACUACCGCAACUUCUGUUGCAACUACCACCAAUACUACUACAACUGUUAUGACGACGACGACGACUACUACUACUACUACUACUACUGCUACUACUAUCACGGCUACCACUACUACAAUUGCCAUUACUACUACUACAACCACCACCACCACCAUCAUCAUCAUCAUCACCACUACUACUACUACUACUACUACCACUGCAACUACUACAACAACUGCUACUACUACUUGAACCGAUACAAACAAAGAUGCGAGUUCCAGAAACUAGUUGAUCAGAAGAAGAAGAAGAAGAAGAAGAAGAAGCGAUCGCUGGAACAAGGGCUUUAUUCGCCUGACGUUUCGGAUUCUCCCUUGAAUACAUCAUCAGAGACAGUGGCAGAUGAGGGCGACUCGUGCACAGGAAGUUGCAGUAUUUAUAGGAUGGAGUCGCUACGCUACCGCAUACCUAUAGCAAUUAGCCGCGCUCCUCCUCAUCAAGGAUGGCUGCCCGCUGGUGCGGUAAUUGCUUGAUGGCCGGCGUGCAAGGUGUUAAUUGCCGAAAUGUUAUCACUCGUGUUGGAUGCUGGCGUGAUGAUUGCUCGGCCAUCUGAUUGGUCAAUUACCUUGGCCAGCCAUGGCGUCAGCACGGAGUAUGGAGUGGGCAUAUCGUUGAACUUGUUGAUAGACUGAAGUCACGUGAACCAUGACUUGAGCAGCUCGCGGCUCACGCGAUUAUCCCGUCUCGCGAGAAUUUCGGCCACAUCGAACUUAAAUGUGUGGCGUGGUCUCGUCGAAUGCGCCGCGACGUGUGAGUCGGCGCCAUUUAUGCGCACCGCUGCCGCGUGUUCGGCAAUUUGCGUUCGGAGCAGUGUUCCAGUUUCUCCGACGUAGUUGCUUUGUCCGCAACAGCACCAAGUCCGGUUAGCGACUCCAGAUGUUUCAUGCCGUGGCAGUGGGUCUUUUGGUCUCAUCACCUGACGCCUAAUGGUGAAGGCGACUAACGGCCUCGGGUGAUGACAUUUCGGCAGUUAACAACGUGCAUGUCGACCAUCAAGCAAUUACCGCACCAGCGGUCAGCCAUCCUUGAUGAAGGGGAGCUCGGUAAAUUGCUACAGGUAUGCGAUAGCAUAGCGACUGCAUCCUAUAAAUACUGAGAUUUCUUGUGCACGAGUCACCCUCUUCUGCCACUGUCUCUAAUGAUGGAUUCAAGGGAGAAUCCGAAACGCCAGGCGAAUAAAGCCCUUGUUCCAGCGAUCGCUUCUUCUUCUUCUUCUUCUCCUUCUUCUUCUUCUUCUUCUUCUUCUUCUUCUUCUUCUUCUGCUUUUUCUUCUUCUUCUUCUUCUUCUUCUUCUUCUUCUUCUUCUUUUUCUUCUGAUAAACUACUUGAUCUGCUACUACUACUACUACUACUACUACUACUACUACUACUACUACUACUACUAAUAAUAAUAAUACCACUACUACUACUGCCACUAAUACUACUACCACCGCCCCUACUACUUUUGCUGCUGCAACUGCUACUACCACAACUUCAACUACUGCCAAGACUACAGCCACUGCCGCCACAACCAUUGGUAUUAUUAUUACCACAAUCCCUACUACUGCUGCUGCCACUACUACAACUACUAACUUCACAACCACUACUACUAUUACCACCGUCUCUGCUGCUGCUGCGGCGACUAAUACUACUACUACUACUACUACUACUACUACUACUACUACUACUACUACUACUAUUAUCACUUACUUUCGUCAUCUUGUCCGCGUGAUCUGUGCUUCUUCUGCGUUUACUGGCUUCUUCUUCAUCAUCCCCACCAGGCCCAAAAACUUCGUCUGCAGUCAGUCUUCUCGUCUUUCCAAGACCGAUUGUUCCAUCUCAACGGCCUCUUCGACGUUCUAAUCUCUGAUGACAUGGAUUCCACUCCACCGCGUCUCAUCAAUUAUCGCGAUUUGGAUGCAACCUGGCUGCGUGAUUUGCACCGCCGUGUGUCCAGCAAUCAUACUUGACUUUGGUUCCAACCUUCUAGAUGCAUUUGUUUUUCAGUUUACCUUUCCCGAGUUCAAUGUAUUAGUUAUUUUCUUAAUCAAUUCGUUCUUUUUCUUUUCUUGCAAAAGUCACAGUUUCAUGGAUUUUGUAACCUCUCCACAGCAAUUAUGACGAUAAGCACUGUUGCCAUUAUUCACAGGUACGACUUCAACUAUUAUUAUUAUUGGCGAUACUGCUGUUGCUAUUACCAUCGCGAAUACGACUACUUGCCGAUACGAGCAAAGAUGCGAGUUCCCGAAACUAGUUGAUCAGAAGAAAAAGAAGCGGUCGCUGGAACAAGGGCUUUAUUCGCCUGACCUUUCGGAUUCUCACUUGAACUCAUCUUCAGAGACAGUGGCGGAAAAGGGUGCCAGUGUCUCUGAUGAUGGUUUCAAGUGAAAAUCCGAAACGCCUCGCGAAUAAGACCCUUAUUCCAGCGAUCGCUUCUUCUUCUUCUUCUUCUUCUUCUUCUUCUUCUGAUCAAUAAGACUACUGUUACUACCAUUAUCAACACUACUACUACUACUGCUACUACCACUACUACUGAAACCGCUACUGCUAUCAUUAUUUACGCUUCCACUGCUACUACUGCUGCUCUGACUACUAAUACUACUGGUUUCGACGAUGUCCACCGUGUGCUCCACAACAGGGUGAAUGAGUCUAUUGUGAUAGUUGUCUUGCACAGCAUCUAUCGCACUCACUCCCGCCUGGUCAAGAAACCGUCGGAAGAGCGGGAGUGGGAGAGGCCGCAGGUGGCCGACGCGGCCGGAACCACUCCUAUGCCUGUCGCCAUUCCCGGCUCGAUUUCCUCAAAAUGGGAGCGCCAUAGAGGCCACAUUAAGCAGGCCCCAUACUACUAUUAA
Spirometra erinaceieuropaei is the source of this 37683-nucleotide messenger RNA. NCBI's taxonomy places the organism in Eukaryota, Metazoa, Platyhelminthes, Cestoda, Diphyllobothriidea, Diphyllobothriidae. The record is from the annotation of a GenBank genome assembly.